This is a messenger RNA of Neodiprion fabricii, 1425 nucleotides long. RefSeq lists its product as uncharacterized. Lineage: Eukaryota; Metazoa; Arthropoda; Insecta; Hymenoptera; Diprionidae. The coding region runs from base 109 to 1425 and encodes 438 amino acids. The transcript is spliced from 4 exons. The record is from RefSeq and is a predicted model, not a curated record.
GUGGAAUCACACUUGUUGUGUUGUUAACUGCAAAAAUAACGGUAAAACUAGUGAUUGUAUAUUUUAUAAGUUUCCAACUGCAUCACAUAAAAUAGUUCAAAGGCAAAAAUGGAUUGCUGCUGUGAAAAGAAAAAAAAAAAAUCAGAUGAUCCUGCGAGUCCAAGCUACGCGCCAACUCUAUUCCCUCCAGUUUAUCAUACAAAGCAAGUAAAUGAAAGAGCUGUUUUGAGCAGGUACAAUCGACUCAUGAACCGAAGAAAGACUCUUCACAAGCGUAACAUCGGAGUGAAUUGUGAUACUGGAAAUCAAGUUAAUAACGACCCCAACAAUGUUGUCAAUAAUAGUGGACGUGAACCUAUGGAUAUAAGCAGUGCCGAAGUAAUUUUAAAAAGUGAUCAAGAGUGUCAAGUAGAUUUUGUAAGUUCUGCUGGUAUCGAACAAACAAAAGCUUUCACUUGUAACAGAUAUAUUUACAUGACUAACUACUGCGAUGCUGAAGUUCAAACUGAAAUACCGGAAAUUGCCACUCUCAAAACUAUUGUGAAUAGGAAAAAAAUGAAAGAUGAAGAGGUACAAUGCGGCACAUCGUUAACAGAUAGAGUAGAUAAGUCGGUUGGUUUUAACGAGGCUGUAGUUGAACAAAAUAGGAAACAGCAUAGUUUCUGUGGUUUUCCAUCUGUUAAGACCGAUGAAGAUUUAUUAGAUAUUGCUGGAGUGAACUUCCAGAACUUUAAUUUUUUAUUAUCUAAAACUGAAAACCCAUCGGAAAGAUCUACAGUAACAAGAGAACAGAGGCUUUUAAUUUUUUUAGUGAAAAUAAAAACUGGACUGACAUUUUCAGCCAUAGCAAUUUUCUUUGGUUUACAUCGGUCAACUGUCUCCAAGAUAUUCUUUUCAACUUUACAAUAUUUGAAUUCGUCAACUGCAAAUUUAUUGUUUUGGCCAAGUAGAGCUGCCGUACAGAAAACUAUGCCGGAAUGUUUUAAACCUCAGUACUCUAAUACUCGGGUUAUCAUAGACUGCACUGAAUUCAAGAUAGAUGUUCCGUCAAGUGUUGACGACCGUAUUUACUGUUACUUUCAUUAUAAGAAAGGUUUUACAGCAAAAUUACUGAUUGGAAUCACACCAUCUGGGUUCAUCUGUUUCAAAUCGAAAGUUGCUGGCGGUAGAAAAGGUGAUUCCCAAUUAACUAUCGAAUCGAAUUUCGUAGAUUCAUUGGAAGAUGGUGAUGUGGUUUUAGCAGAUAAAGGUUUUCCUGAAAUCAGAUCUAUCAUUGAUGCAAGUGGUAAACGAGUAUUACUUAUUAUGCCACCAUUUUUGGAAAAAAAAUCAGAAUUAUCGAAAGCAGAAACAGAUCUGACUUACAACAUCGCAAGACUUUUGAAACCGCUAGGUGGCGGCACGAGCGAGGCUCACAGCGAAUAG